AUGGCAUUGCCACGAGUCGCUCUGCGGCGCGCCUGUGGCCUCGGCCAGCGGGAAUUGUUCUGUUGCAGAUAUGGUUUUCGUCCUCAACUCGUCCCUUUGAAUGCUCUCCGGGGUCCUAGUCUCCGUUUCACACACAAUACUACUGCUGAAUCACGGGCCACUGAAACCACCGAAGACAAUGGGCAGAGAACAGUUGGAAAGCAACUUCGCGAGGAAUGGUCCAAGUACAACCAUUUCCCUCGGGCCUCCCAACUAAGCGAGUUCCGUGAGGGACAAGAGGUCACAGUUCACGGCUUCCUGUACAGGAGACGAGUGAAACACUCAAAACUGGUAUUCGCAGAUAUUCGACUUGACCAUGGACCUCAGGUUCAAAUCGUGUCGAGCUAUCAAGAGGUCGAUAGCCCAGGACACCUGGCGAACCAGGCGCUCAGAGCCAUUCCCUUGAAUAGCCCAGUUGCCGUGAUGGGUACUGUUGCUCAGCUCCAUGGGCAUCCACAGCCGCCAGAACAAUCAGAGCAGUCUUCUGUGCCCAGCAGCUCCCCUUCCCAAGUCUCCCGCGUCGAGCUCGCCCUCAAGACAAUACAGCCCCUCAACGUCUUCCCCAGGGACAUUAUCGUCUCCGAUGGGGUCCAAUUCCCCCCGUCUUCGCGCCACUUGCAGAUCCGCUUCGAUGAUGCCCUCCGCAGCCGUCUCCUUGCACGGCCUCGGAUAGGGCUGCAACUAAGAAAGUCUCUUGACAGUCUUGGCUUUACAGAAGUCGAGACACCCAUUCUUUUCAAGUCUACCCCUGAAGGCGCAAGAGAGUUUCUGGUCCCGACAAGGCGCCCUGGUCUGGCGUAUGCCCUCCCACAGAGUCCUCAACAAUACAAGCAGAUCCUCAUGUCGAGCGGGAUUCGGGCAUACUACCAGUUUGCUCGCUGUUUCCGGGACGAGGAUCUGCGGGCUGACAGGCAGCCCGAGUUCACACAGCUCGAUAUAGAGAUGUCCUUUGCCACGGGUCAAGAUGUCAUGCGCACGGUUGAAUCCGUAGUCUCUGACCUGAUGACCUGGUUGGAUGUACAUUUCCGGGCAGUGAGGAGACAUGGAGAUGUUUACCUCGUGCCCAACGAGACCUUGGACGCGGCAGAUGCAGGAGACAUCAGCGUCAGAAGACGUCCUGUGCACUCCCCGUUCACUCGCAUUACGUACGAAGAGGCCAUGACGCGGUUCGGCAUUGACAAGCCUGAUGUGCGGAUUCCGUUCGAGCUUCAUCGGGUUGACCAUGCCCUGCCUCGGUCGUUUGUUUCCAUGAUUACCCAUCUCGACAACCCAGUGGUAGAAGCAUUCAGGUUCCGUCCUACUUCAAAUGAAGAUGCCCACUUGAGCGACACCUCGGAAUUCGUCGACAAAUUCAUGAAGAACCUACCUUCUCCCCUGGCUAAGAAUCCAGACGGGGCACCCGUUGCCUUGGUUGUCAACUCGAAGAAGCCGCUCCGUGGCCUCUCACCCCUCGGUUAUGAUGGUGUUGCACGCUUAGAGAGCGGGGAGCCCGGCCUAGAAGAAUUUGCGGACUUGGAGGACGGAGACGUCCUCUUCUUCCAAGCCCGCGAAGACAAGCCGUUCCAAGGCGGCUCGACUGCAUUCGGCACACUUCGGAACCUAUUGUAUCAAGCAGCCGUGUCCGCUGGUCUUCUCCCGCAUGAUCCCAGCUUCAACUUCCUCUGGGUGACCGAUUUCCCCAUGUUCACCCCCGAGAACGAGACGGAUCCCGGUCAAGGCGGCACGGCAGGCUUUUCGGCAACCCAUCACCCGUUUACCGCGCCGCUGACGGACGAUGAUGUUGAGAUGCUCGCAACGGACCCGCUGAAGGCGAGAGCUGAUCACUACGACCUUGUCGUGAACGGUGUCGAGCUGGGUGGCGGCAGCCGGCGUAUCCAUGUGGCCAAGCUGCAGGAGUACGUCAUGAGAGACAUCCUCAAGAUGACCGACAAGGGUGUAGGGCAAUUCUCGCACCUGCUUGAGGCUCUGCGUGCUGGCUGCCCGCCCCAUGCCGGCUUUGCCCUAGGCUUUGACCGCCUAGUCGCGCUCCUCACGUAUACGGAUUCGGUCCGCGACGUUAUUGCGUUCCCCAAGUCCAUGAAAGGCGAAGACCUCUCUGUCAAGAGCCCCGGGAAAUUGACCAGCGAGCAGCUCGAGACUUACCAUCUUUCUUUUACCCCCAAGAAAUCAUGA
This is a messenger RNA of Canariomyces notabilis, 2211 nucleotides long. RefSeq lists its product as uncharacterized. The record is from RefSeq and is a predicted model, not a curated record. Bases 1 to 2211 code for a protein of 736 amino acids. Gene Ontology annotation, biological process: aspartyl-tRNA aminoacylation. Gene Ontology annotation, molecular function: aspartate-tRNA ligase activity; ATP binding. Gene Ontology annotation, cellular component: cytoplasm. The transcript is spliced from 5 exons. Lineage: Eukaryota; Fungi; Ascomycota; Sordariomycetes; Sordariales; Chaetomiaceae.